Messenger RNA from Jatropha curcas, 1537 nucleotides. RefSeq names its product arginine methyltransferase 11 (gene PRMT11). Gene Ontology annotation, cellular component: nucleus. Gene Ontology annotation, biological process: peptidyl-arginine methylation, to asymmetrical-dimethyl arginine; chromatin remodeling. Lineage: Eukaryota; Viridiplantae; Streptophyta; Magnoliopsida; Malpighiales; Euphorbiaceae. Gene Ontology annotation, molecular function: protein-arginine N-methyltransferase activity; histone methyltransferase activity. The record is from RefSeq and is a predicted model, not a curated record.
AACGCGUUUUUGUCUCAUGAGGGACUUCCCUCUGAAAUGAAGUAUUGAAAUAUCUCCUACUUAAAUCCAAAAACGUUACUGAAGCUCCAUAAACCCACGCAUAAACCCUAAUUUCUUUAUCUCCCGCCACCAGAAGCAAAAACCCUAAUCUUCAAAUGGGACGUCGAAAGAACAACGACGACAAAAAUAAGGGCUCCAUGAGCUUCACCAACGCCCAAUCCCAGGGCACCGAAAUUCGCUUCGAAGAUGCAGACGAAGAGCUCACCACAGUGAGCUCAAAUCUCGACCAGUCCAUUAUAGCCAGCGACAAAGCUAUUGCCAUGGACGAUGAUUCUAUGGGCGAGACGGAUGUGUCCUUUAUCGAUGGCGAUGAUGACAAAACUAGCGCCGAUUAUUAUUUCGAUUCCUAUUCUCACUUUGGUAUUCAUGAAGAAAUGCUGAAGGAUGUGGUGAGAACCAAGACGUAUCAAAACGUUAUUUAUCAGAAUAAGUUUUUAUUUAAAAAUAAAGUAGUACUUGACGUUGGUGCUGGGACUGGAAUUUUGUCCCUAUUUUGUGCAAAAGCUGGAGCAGCACAUGUUUAUGCAGUUGAGUGCUCUCAGAUGGCUGACAUGGCAAAAGAGAUUGCUGAAUCAAAUGGCCUUUCAGAUGUUGUAACAGUUUUGAAGGGAAAGAUUGAAGAGAUUGAGUUACCAGUUGCUAAAGUAGAUAUUAUAAUUUCAGAGUGGAUGGGAUAUUUUCUACUGUAUGAAAAUAUGUUAAACACGGUGCUAUAUGCACGAGAUAAAUGGCUUGUCAGUGAUGGAAUUCUUCUGCCAGACAAAGCAUCCCUUUAUUUGACAGCUAUUGAGGAUGCAGAAUACAAGGAUGAUAAGAUUGAAUUUUGGAAUAAGGUCUAUGGUUUUGACAUGAGCUGCAUCAAGAAGCAAGCCAUGAUGGAACCUCUUGUUGAUACAGUUGAUCAGAACCAAAUCGUAACAAACUGCCAGCUACUUAAGACUAUGGAUAUCUCUAAAAUGGCUUCUGGGGAUGCUUCCUUCACUGCUCCUUUUAAGCUUGUGGCAGAAAGAGAUGAUUACAUCCAUGCUUUGGUGGCAUAUUUUGAUGUGUCAUUUACCAAAUGUCACAAGUUGAUGGGCUUCUCUACAGGGCCAAGAUCGCGGGCUACACACUGGAAGCAAACAGUCCUAUACCUAGAAGAUGUGCUAACUAUAUGUGAAGGGGAAGCCCUAACUGGGAGCAUGACUGUAGCACCAAACAAAAAGAAUCCUCGCGACAUUGAUAUAAUGGUCAAAUAUACACUGAAUGGUAGGCGAUGCGUGGUCUCAAGAACACAAUAUUACAAGAUGCGAUGAAGUUGCUUCCAUUUAGCGGUUUGAGUGUAUUUCUUAUUCCUCUGUUUAACAAUUGAGACUGUUGAGAGGGGUUUCCUAAAAUGUAAUGCUGAAAUUUUUGAAAUCAAAAUUCCAAACUAGUUGAUUAAAUUGUAAGAGACAAAUUCCAACUGUAAUUCUUUCAGUUUUUACGCCAUUAUUUA